Coregonus sp. 'balchen' is the source of this 943-nucleotide messenger RNA. NCBI's taxonomy places the organism in Eukaryota, Metazoa, Chordata, Actinopteri, Salmoniformes, Salmonidae. The record is from the annotation of a GenBank genome assembly.
AUGAGUGAGGCAAGGGAGAGGUUGAAGGCCAUUGAACACAUGCAUAAGCUCUUCAAACAACAGCAGUUCAUUUUCAUAGCAGCCCUAGAGAGGUCACGGGAGCAUGCUCAUGAUAGGACAGAACCAGUGGCAUCAGUCAUGCAGGUGAGACCAUCUCAGCAGUUAUUCUCACAAUUCCUUUUUUAAAAUUAAAUAAUGAACCUAUCCCUUAUUGCACAGGUUCAAGGGUACAUGGAGCACCACUGCAGUAAUGCCACAGAUCGGCGCAUUUUCACCCUCUUCUUGAAAAUUGUGGGGGAGCUGAGGGAUUUUCUGAGGCUCCUGGAGGGCGCAAACCAAAGCCCUGGAGGUGGCAUCCUAGACACUUACAGGUUGCUUCUCAGCUACAACUGCAACAUCAGCAAACUGCAGGCCCAGUUGAGUGAUAGCUGGUUUGUCAAUGAGUUGUAAUGUACAUCAAGGACUGCGUUUGACAAUAGAUAUGGUAAAUGUUGCAGAAUAUUAGUUGCAUUUUUAAACUAGAGUUGCGAGGGUCAUCCACUGUUAGACUAUUUUGCCUGUGUUUUCUAACCCAGGUCCUUUCUUUGUCUGCAGUUACCCACAUGAUGAAGUGAAUCGACUGAGCUGUGACGAGGCCAGGAACUACUACAGUGGUGUGGUAAGCCUUAUCCCACUAGCACUGGAGCUACUGCAAAGGAUGGCCAGUUCCUACACCUACUGCAGCCAGGACAACACGUCUGCUGGGAAUCCUAAUGUUGAUGUCCUUGAGUCCUCAGCACAGCGAGGUGGGACGGCUGGUGUGGGAGACAUGUCUUUCAGCCUGACUGGGCACGCUGCUGGUGGUCAUAACACUAGGCAGACCCAGGCUAAGAGAGCAGGCGCGUGGCAUGCAAGCAAACCAGCCUGGAGACCUCCGGGCCUCACCGCCAGGAUUAGGCAUUAG